UCUGGUCCCCCGUCAUUUCUUGCUCUCAAUUCCUUCACCACAUGGGGGUUCAUCCUGUAUUGGCUUCCUGUUUUUCUUUUUUCAGGUCUUUACGUAUCCAGCCCGGUAAAGAGCAGCAUUAUCUACCAGAAUGCCUACCAGUAGGCAGCCCGUCACGGAUCCCCUACUCGCGGAGGCAUUGGCAGACGAGGAAACGCCGCUCCUGAGGCGUGAGUCCAUCAGUUCUACAGCCCCGGUUCCUGUGUCGGUGAGAAGAGGAUUGGCAAUUCUCCUCACCAUGGGGCUUUUGGUAUUUAUCCAAGCUACCAACAUGUCAAUGAUGACAACGGCGCAAUCUGAAAUUGCGGAUGAUCUGGAUGCUUUUGAGGAAACCACAUGGUUUAAUUCUGCUUACAUGAUUGCCAUGUCCAGCGUCACUCCUUUAGCCGGACGACUCACCCAAAUAUUUACGCCUCGGAUCUACGUUCUGUUCUCCUGCAUGAUCCUAUCAAUUGGUCUUUUCGUCACUGCCUCGGCUCCGAACCUAUCAGUUUUUCUUCUGGGUCGAGCUCUCAGCGGUUUUGGCGCUGGUGGCCUUCUGAUCACCGGAAUCAUUUUGACCCUUGACUUGAUCAGUACAAGAAGACGGGCUAUAUUUAUUGGCCUAGUGAACCUGGGGAUGACCCUCGGGGUUUCAUCCGGAGCUGUUUUGGCUGGCCUGAUAACUCCAACAUAUGGAUGGCGUCUCAUUUUCUGGGUCCAAGCACCUAUCACUGUGGUUCUCGGGCCAAUUCUGUUCUUUGCCAUUCCUUCCCAUCCUCACUUUGAAUCUGGCGAAUCGAAAACAAGUACUUUCCUCCAAAAAUUGAAAAAAGUGGACUACGCAGGUGCAUUAACUUUGACGGCAUGUAUCUUUCUUCUGCUAUUUAGCCUUGCUUCUCCGCAAAUCCUGAUCACACCGAUACUGCUUUGUUUUGUAUUUUUCGCUGCCUUCUGGGUUAUCGAGUCCAAAUACGCCUCUGAGCCUAUCGUUCCGAUCGAGGUGAUUAAAACCCGGAGCGUCUUGCUUUCCUGCUUCGCUGCACUAGCUGCAAUGACGGCCCGCUGGGGGGUUCUUUUUUAUUCUCCCGUCUACGCCAUGGCAGUCCGGGGCUGGUCUCCCGCAUCUGCUGGGUUAAUCUUAAUGCCAACGAAUGCAGGUUUCGGACUUGGAGGCUUGGUCGUCGGGUGGACGCAUAUUCACCAUGGACAAAGCUAUUACCUGUCUAAUGUCAUUGUCUAUCUUCUCUUCGCCAUCUCAACCCUAUUACUCUUCGCGCUUUCUACGCAGACAUCUCCCGCUGUCGGCUAUAUUGGCGCCACGUUCUUCAACGGUUUCAUAAUUGGCGCGUCAAUGAACUAUACCUUUGCCCACAUCCUCCACCUCACGAAACCAGAGGUUCAUUACAUUGUGACCGCGCUAAUGGGCAUGUCCCGAGGAUUCGCGGGUAGUUUUGGAUCAGCCAUAGGUGGAGGGUUCUUUCAACGUGAAUUAAAGAACGGCUUGGAGACAGGGUACGCGAAGCAAGGUCUCUCCGGCAAAGAGGAAAUUAUCCACAAACUCCUCGGGAGUCCAGCGUUAAUAAGAAAGCUGGAUAGCGUAGAUAGAGAGGUUGCGAUGGAAAGUUAUGAACGCGCCAUUAAAAUGCUUCUUUUGGGGGGCUUUGUGAUCAUACUACUGGCAACUGUCGCUCAAGCAGGAACAGGCUGGACGCCUCCACAAGAGGAGGACAACAGUGUAGAGGAGGAAAGCCCUCUUCACGAAGACUAGCAGACAUUCUUAUCGCAUGUUCAUGUCAUGUACUAUAACUAUAUAACAAGAAUUAUACAUCAC
This is a messenger RNA of Aspergillus ochraceoroseus IBT 24754, 1852 nucleotides long. RefSeq names its product putative MFS multidrug transporter. The transcript has 6 exons. NCBI's taxonomy places the organism in Eukaryota, Fungi, Ascomycota, Eurotiomycetes, Eurotiales, Aspergillaceae. Gene Ontology annotation, cellular component: fungal-type vacuole membrane. Gene Ontology annotation, biological process: transmembrane transport; basic amino acid transport. The record is from RefSeq and is a predicted model, not a curated record. Gene Ontology annotation, molecular function: basic amino acid transmembrane transporter activity. The coding region runs from base 131 to 1789 and encodes 552 amino acids.